AUGAUAACAUGGGUUGAUUUCUACAAAGUGAUGAGUGCGAUGGUGCCUCUAUACUUCGCCAUGUUGGCGGCCUACGCUUCGGUGAAAUGGUUCAACAUAUUUAGCAGCGCCCAGUGCUCCGGCAUCAAUCGCUUCGUGGCGGUGUUCGCCGUCCCUGUCCUCUCCUUCCACUUUAUUUCUCGCAACAAUCCCUACCACAUGGACUCUCAGUUCAUCUUAGCCGACACUCUCUCCAAGCUCUCCCUUCUCUUCUUCCUCUCUCUCUGGCUUUUCUUCUUCCACUCUGCAACCCUGGACUGGCUUAUCACUCUCUUCUCUCUCUCCUCCUUGCCCAACACUCUAGUCAUGGGCAUUCCCUUGCUGCAAGCCAUGUACGGCCAUUUCACACACUCCCUCAUGGUCCAACUCGUUGUGCUUCAAUCUAUCGUCUGGUACACCCUGCUGCUAUUCUUGUUCGAGUACAGAGCUGCCACUCUCUUGAUUCGGAGCAAGUUUCCUGGACCGACAGCGGCCUCCAUCGUAAAAUUUGAGGUGGACGGCGACGUCAUAUCUCUGGACGGUCGAGACGUGGCACUUCGAACCGAAACCGAAACCGACAGCCACGGACGUGUUCGGGUCCGAAUCCGACGAUCCACGUCCUCUGCUCCUGACUCCACAUUGUCUUCGCCCGCAGGCAUCGCCACUCCCAGACUCUCCAACGCAGAAAUCUUCUCCGACAGUACACCACUCCAUCUGCUUAAGUCGCACCGCGUCGGUGCCCUAGAAGAAGUCAGAUUCGGAUACCCGACCGGGAGUCCUCGGUUAAUAGAAUACGCGACUUCGUCGGAUGCUUGCUCUCUCCAAGCCACGCCACGGGGGUCUAACAUUAACGAAUUUGAAAUGACGAUGUCGAGAAGCCCGCGGUUAUGGACGACGUCUCCGGCAAGAUGCGGGAAGAGUUACCAAGAGUUGUCGCCGGCGAUGUGUCAAGGCGGGGAGGGACCAGGAUGCCAAGAAAUAACCAUGUCAGCAAAAGAAAAAGAAAUUAGCUUCAGAGAUAUCACUAAUAUCCCAAUGCUGGAGGAAGGAGGUCCCGUAUAUUCAGAGGGAACAAACCAGAAGAUGCCGCGCGCUCUGGUAAUGAUGACACUUAUACUUAAAGUUGUAGGAAGGAAACUCCUGCGGAACCCUAAUACAUAUUCUAGCGUCUCAGGCUUGCUUUGGUCGCUCAUCUCUUUCAAAUGGAAUGUAGGGAUGCCUGGCCUGGUGAAUUCGUGUGUGAAAAUAAUUUCGGACGCCGGCCUUGGGAUGGCAAUGUUCAGCUUAGGGCUGUUCAUGGCACUUCAGCCUCGCAUCUUAGCCUGUGGCACCAAAACAGCAGCCAUGGGAAUGUCCCUUCGCUUCAUUUUGGGGCCUCUGGUCAUGGCUGUUGCCUCCAUUGCUAUUGGAUUGAGAGGACCCAAACUCCGAGCCGCCAUUGUACAGGCUGCUCUCCCGCAAGGGAUCGUGCCUUUUGUAUUUGCAAGGGAAUAUGGUGUACAUCCUGAUAUUUUGAGCACUGGGGUUAUCUUUGGCAUGUUAGUGUCCUUACCAGUAACGCUGCUAUAUUACAUAUUUCUUGGGCUUUGAAGAGACCAAAAAUAUCUGCAGCUAGCUAAAGAUGUCGUCCCUAGUGGUCAAUAAAGCACCAGAAAGAAUGGGUACUGUCACAGGCUCUGAUUCCAUGGGAUCUGACGGGACCACAACAUAGCAUGUAUAGCUAGCUAGGAGCCGUCCGAAGAAUGCUUUGGCAGUGUCUCUGUGUGCGUGCGUGUUUAUCUCAUAAUAGUAUAGAGUGACAAAUUAUGGGUACGUAUUUGGGUUUAGCAGUUAAUUAACAAACAUAUAUAAACUAAACCAUAUAUAUUAUGAAGUCUUUCGAUUA
Molecule: messenger RNA, 1903 nt
Organism: Prosopis cineraria
Lineage: Eukaryota; Viridiplantae; Streptophyta; Magnoliopsida; Fabales; Fabaceae
Product: auxin efflux carrier component 6
Exons: 7
Coding region: 1-1608 (535 amino acids)
Biological process (GO): auxin export across the plasma membrane; auxin polar transport
Cellular component (GO): plasma membrane; endoplasmic reticulum
Molecular function (GO): auxin efflux transmembrane transporter activity
Source: RefSeq, a predicted model, not a curated record